ACCGAACCACCGACAAAGGGAAAAAAACUAACGGAAUAAUGCAACAUUAAGCAAAAUGCUGCUGGCCCUCCUAAAGCAAAGCUCCAAAAGACAACAACAAUAUUUUCAACCUGCCACCACCGACAUCAACAUCAGCAACAACUACUGCAACUGCAACAGCAACAUCGGCAACAACAGCAAUAACAUCAACGUCACCGUUACCACGAACGUCGCCGUAUAAAAUGGAACCCUCAUAUGAUCACGAACAUCCACAUCAUCUGCUAACAAAUUACAACUCGAAAAAGUAUCCGCACGUAUCGCGCACCCCGGAGUACAGCCACUCGACUGGCAGCGACUAUCCGGAGCACGGCGGCUACCUGACGGACAGCCACGGCCGGCUGAUGCAUGAGACCACCAACGAUGCCGGGGGCCUCUACCAUGUCCGCCAGGGCAGCGAGCACUCGUCGCCCAGCCUCCACUCCCCAGCCAUACAGAGCACCGGUUACGAGAACGAGCACUCCCUCGGCGAGGCCGUUCUCUCCGUGCACAGCCACAGCCACUCGCCCAUGCCGAUGGUCUCCUCCAGCGCCUAUGUUGGUGGCGGAGGCACUGGCUCCGGUACGCUGAUUAGUAGCAAUAUUCCGCUUUUGGGCAGUGGUGGCACUUCGGUGCUUAAUAAGUUCUUGUCGCAUCCGCACCCGGGACUGGUCAGCGGAGGAUCUAUUACCACGGCAGGAUCCAUGGAGGAUUGCGAGCCGGGAUCCAUGUGGAGCUAUGACUACAAGGGCGAUCUCUGUGCCCCCAACUGUGGCUAUCUGGAGCGGCACAAGCCGAUGCCCAAUGACCUCAAGUACCGACCCAGCGGCGGAACCCAGUCAAAAAGUGCCAAAGAGUCGCGCAUCCGCCGGCCGAUGAACGCCUUCAUGGUUUGGGCCAAGAUCGAGCGCAAGAAGCUGGCCGACGAGAAUCCCGACCUGCAUAAUGCCGACCUCAGCAAGAUGUUGGGAAAAAAAUGGCGUUCUCUGACGCCGCAGGAUCGAAGACCAUAUGUGGAGGAGGCAGAGCGUCUCCGGGUCAUCCAUAUGACGGAGCACCCCAACUACAAGUACAGGCCACGGAGACGCAAGCAGUCCAAGCUGCGCACCAUGCAACCGGGUGGCAAGGAGCAGAGCGAGAACUCACCCAAUCCAGUGGCCGGUGGAGGAGCCAAAUCGAACUCCAAGCUGAGCACUCCUCCGUUGGCAACGGCAGCGUCCAGUUACACCGCGCCCACCACCGACGAGAGCACCUGCAACUCCACGAGCCAGAAUCCCAAUCAGGUCUCUGCGGGCGGCUUGUAUGAGCAGCCCCUGAAGCCCACAUAUUCGCCCAGCUCCGUGGACUGCUACAGCAAUGCGGACAGUUCCGAGCAGAUUGAGUCCCUAGCCGCCAACUGUCCACCUGCACUGCUUAACGAGUCCUCGUCGGGAACGGGUGGCAGCUACGACAGCUCCUUGCUGCUGAAGAAACUAACGAAGCCGCCGCCUUCCAGUCGGGCGGCCAAGGCGCGCCAGGACAAGCUUUCCAAGUCCUCGGAGGAGGGCAAGGCUAAAGGUCAGCCUCAGCCACAACAGGGCCUAUACUCCGGCAGCUAUCCAUUGGCCCCCACAUCCGUGGCCGUGGUGGCGGCCAGGGGGAUGUACGUGACCUGCAACAAUCGAGGGCUGCUGGAUCACGGGCACUCCGUCAAGGGGACCUUCUAUCCGCCGGUGUCAGUUUCCGAGGACGAGGGCAGCGCCUCCAUGAGGAACAGUGUCGGAGUAUUGCAGCAGCAUUGCAAUAGCCUUACCGUUCCCUCCAGCUCCUCUUCCGGACCCACACCCACCACGUCCGAGAUGGGCAGCUACGCCGUAACCAUGGCGGACAAUUGCGGCAACCUGCGGCUCAGCAUGAACGAGCUGUCGUCGCCCGCCAAUGAGUAUCUGCCCAGCGCCAACGCCUACGGGAUGCAGUACGAGGACUUUCUGCGCUACCAGAGCAACGACAUGGACUACUCCACCUCCAAUGAGCAGCACAAGGAUCCGACGCCGGAUAAGUGCCUCAAGUACCCGGACACGAACCACAACUACGACGACUACGAGGCGGAGACCUACAACAACGCCAUGAUCCCGGCUACGGCGGCCAGCUACUACAGCCAGCUUCCGUACGCUCCCACCUCGCUGGCCGCCUUCCCGCUCCAGCUGGCAGUGCCCUUCCAGCAGACCACGACCGGCGGCUUCGGGGCACAGCCCAUGCAGGGAGGAUACCUGCACUACGGGAACUACGGUGGCUACGAGGGCAUGGCCCAGGGUCAGACCCAAAACCAAAUCCAAGCCCAGGCUCCCCUGCAGCAGCAGGCAUCGCACUCCGCUCCGCCCUCCUUGUCGUCCAUUCAGACGGUGGCCUCCGCGAACUCCGCAGGAGUGGGAGCCAUGCAGCAGCACCAUCCCUUCGGACCGGUUAGCUCCGGGAUGGUCGGAGUGGGUGUGGGCGAGAUGCUGUUCGAGCAGCAGCAGCGCAAGGACGACGAGAUUAGCAACAUUCUGGCGGGAGUUCGCAAGACCUGCUACAGCAACUGACUCUGAUCAGAUAUAUGUAUGUAAUUUUGAUAUCUAGAGCUUAGAGAGUGGUUUAGGUAGUCCUAAGUUUGAGCCCCCUUCUCCCCCAUCCCCCAUGUUCUUCCAUCCCGACUAGAGUCCCAGCCUAGCCUAGAUCCUAGAAAAUGUACAAUGUGUAGAAACUUAAUGAAAAUAUAUUUUAAAAUUUAAAAAGAAAGAACAAAAUAAAGUAAAGCGUAAGCAAUCGAAUCACUGCUAUCGAUGUCAAUGUCACUGUGGAACGCGUCUGGCAGCGGGGUGGACCGUGACCAUAUGACACAUCCUUGCCCGAUAUACACAGCAGACUCCGGGGCCUGCGCACAACCACUUCCAUCAGGCUGGAGUGCAAAGAUUUUCUUUUCUCAUUCGCACGGCCAAAGAUUUCCCAAGUUACAUAAAAUUCGCACUUAAAUUUUGAAAAUUUAAUUUCGCAUUAAUUUCGGCCACUUUAGCAGGACAUUCGGACAGGAUUCCAAACCGAAAACGAGUGAGCAGGAUGUGCAAGUAUCCGAGAAUCGCAUGAUUAACGUGCAGCAUUCGCACAAGGGCGCCAAGAAGUCGCAAUCAUCAACAAAAAAAAAAACCAAAAUCUGAACAAAAAUCUGAAAAAGAAUCGGUUUUAUCUUAUAGAUUUGUUAAUUUCAAUGUCCAGACACGGCCAGUAGCUUAAUUCGAGUAGCGGAUUCGAGUUUCGGAUGCUUGCGGAAGCCCUCAAAAUUUUUAAAGCACCCAUUUGGACCCAUAGGCAAAAUCAAUAAACUACUACAGCACAUUCGAGCCAAGUCGAGUCGAACGCCUUCUUGACACCACCGCGGCCGCCGCCAUUCAUCUCCACCAGCACCA
Drosophila bipectinata is the source of this 3437-nucleotide messenger RNA. RefSeq names its product Sox box protein 15 (gene Sox15). NCBI's taxonomy places the organism in Eukaryota, Metazoa, Arthropoda, Insecta, Diptera, Drosophilidae. Gene Ontology annotation, biological process: cell differentiation; anatomical structure morphogenesis; regulation of DNA-templated transcription. The record is from RefSeq and is a predicted model, not a curated record. Gene Ontology annotation, molecular function: DNA-binding transcription factor activity, RNA polymerase II-specific; RNA polymerase II cis-regulatory region sequence-specific DNA binding.